CCACUCCCUUCUCUAUCUUCGUCCUUGCCACGUCCUUCAAUUUUUAUCAAUCAUCACUGUGUGUAUGUGUAUCACAACCAACUACUCAUACACAUACGCAAACCAAUCAAAUCCCCAAAUCAAUCAAAAUCAUCUUCGUUUUUCGUUCCUCCAUGAUCCCUGAUACGCAUAUUUCACUUCAACAUCCAUACUAAUUGGUAUUUCGUAUUUCGUAUUUCGUACCUUUCUGUAUCUCCAUCUAUCUUCUUCUCUCUGUGCGUGUCUUCUCCGAUGGCAAUACGUCGUCGUCUACCGGUGCUUCUCGUUGCAUUUUUGUGCUUUGUUGCCGGUAUUACCGCGAGUGACGGCGACGCUGAUCCGAUUUACAUCGAUUGUGUUGAGCAAUGUGAGAAGACAGGAUGUGUGGGAGAUGUAUGCUUCCAACACUGCAAUUUGACAUCCAAUGGAAAAUCUGUGAGUGAUCCAUGGUAUCUACAAGAGCCACUAUACAUAAAAUGGAAAAAAUGGGAUUGUCUUAGUGGCUGCAGAUACCAAUGUAUGCUUGUUAGGGAAGAAGAAAGAGAGACAGCUGGCAAUACACCUGUCAAAUAUCAUGGAAAAUGGCCACUCAGACGUGCCUUUGGGAUUGAGGAACCUGUUUCUGUAGCACUUUCUGCUCUUAAUCUUGCUGUUCAGUUUCAUGGAUGGGUAUCCUUCUUCAUUCUUGUGAAUUACAAGCUCCCUUUAAGGCCAAACAGACAAACUUUCUAUGAAUACACUGGAUUAUGGCAUAUCUAUGGGACGUUAUCAAUGAACUUCUUAUUUUGGAGUGCUGUUUAUCACAGUAGGGAUGUGGAAAUGACAGAGAAGCUAGAUUACUCAUCUGCAGCAGCAGUUAUUGGGUUUUCUCUUAUAGUAUCAAUACUAAGAGCUUUCAGUAUAAAAACUGAAGCUACACGUGUCAUGGUUGCAGCUCCAUUAAUCGCCUUUGUAACCACCCACAUCCUUUAUUUAAACUGCUACCAAUUUGACUAUGAUUUAAAUAUGAAGGUUUGUGCUAUAAUGGGAGUAGCACAGGUAGUGAUUUGGGGGGUAUGGGGUGGAAUUUCGAAUCAUCCAUCUAAAUGGAAGAUUUGGGUUGUGACAUUUGGUGAAGGAUUAAUUAUUUUAUUUCAAAUUUAUGAUUUUCCACCCUACAAGGGUUUUUUGGAUGCUCAUGCUAUUUCACACGCCAUUGCCAUUCCUGUUUCGUAUAUCUGGUGGAGCUUUGUUCAUGAUGACAGUGAAUAUAGAACCACAACACUCAUGAAAAAAGCCAAGUAAGAUAUCCAGAAGGGUAAAUUCGUAAAUUUACACUCCGCUUGUAACCUCGUGUCGGUUUUUUUUUUCUUGUUCAUUAUGGUAGUCAAGGUUAUUCGGUUUUUGCUUGCGUGUUCGCAAGUUUUUUUUUUCUUUUUGUAUUAAAAGUUGUGUCGUCUUUUUUUUUUUUUUUUUUUUUUUUUUUUUUAAAUAUUUUUGAAAGCUCCAGGCCGUUGGUUUUUACGGAUUUAGAUGUUGGUGUCUGUACCGCUUAAAUGCGGAGCUUCCUUUUGGCUUGUGUUAUGGAGCUUUUGGCUUGUGUUAUUUCAGUUUUUUUUUUUUUUUUUUAAAAAAAAAAUAAAUAAGAAUCUGUUUCAUGUGUCUAAUUGGUUGUAAUUAUAAUUAUUGUUUUAUAGUGUUUAAGUGUAUUAAAUAUUAAUAACAUAUAGUUGUGAAAAAAAUGGGUACAAGAUAGUGAGAUACAGAGAUUGAUUGAUGUGGUUCAGAAGUAACUGAAGGGGAGACAGGUGGUAAGUCACGUUUACCUUUUUUUUUUUUUUUAAUUUUUUUUUAUUUUAAAGUUUUUUAUAUUAAUUCAUUUUUUUUUUCUUUGGGAUUGUAUUUUUGGGUCGAUUAUUAAAAAAUGGGAUUGGAACAGUUUAAAUUUAUAACCUUUUGAUAUUGGUCAAGUAGCCGGGUUUAUUAGAGCAUCCAUUUUCUAAGGAAAAGCUAUCGGAAAAUGUAUUGUGGAAACUUUUUUAAUUCAAAGCCUUUUUAGUAAGCUUGUGUGGGACCCAUAGAUUUUUAACUAAUUUAUCCUAUACAUGUAAAACAAUUAAUAAAAAGCAAAAUGGAAUAGCUUUUCUAUUAUGAGAGAUACACUAGCUUUUUGUAUAUUGAGCUUUCAAAGGAAAAAAGCUCCUUUAUUGUGGAUGUUCUAACAUCCAUAGUAUGAGUUUUUUAAAAGCUUAUUCAGUUUGAAAAAAAUGGUUAAUCUAAAAAAAAUAUUUUAUUUUAUUUUAUUUAUUUAUUUUUUGGAUUUAACUUCAAAUUUAUUUUUUGUUUGAAAAAGGCUUUGUAUUUUUUCAUUUUUUCCAAAAAAACCUUCAGUUUUGUAUAGACCCUUAACCUGCUAAAUGCUUUCAAUAAACCUUCAACUUUUUUAGUUUUUUUUUUUUUUUUUUUUUUUUAAAACCCUCAAGUUUUAUAUAUUUUUUUUGGCAAAAAAUGACUUAAAGGGCCAAAUUGAAAAAAAUGGAAAAAAAUAAAAGGUAUUUUUCAGACAAAAAAUAAAUUUGAGGUUUAAUCCGAAAAAAACACAAAAGAUAAGAUAAGGCAUUUUUUGAGAUUAACCCUUGAAAAUAAAACACAAUCUUAUUGUGAGACUUUUUCAAUGAGAGUUUUUUCAAGUAAUUUUUCCAUAGAGCUUUUUCAAUUAAAAUGGUGGGUCGCAUAUAAUUCAACUAAUUAUAAGUGAUUAACUUAUUUAAAAAAACAUUAGAAUAAUAUAAAUAUAUUUGAUGAGUCGUACAAUAAAGCUCUCAUAUUGUUGUAAUUAGUUAGUUUUUUGGAUCGAUGAUGUGACGAUAACAUGAUAUGAAAAGACCGAAAAAUGUUCUUCGAAUACUUUAUUUUAGAUUUAUUGGUUACCACAUAUGAAUGGAAAUUUUUGAUGUGUUGAACACAUUUUUAUUGUGUUAUUAUUCUUAUUAGACUAAAUUGCCAAAUUUGGUCGUUUAAUUUAGGAUUUUUUUGGAUUCGAUUCCAAAAAGGAAAAUGGUUACCUUUAUUUGUUAUAUAUUUUUUCAAAAAAAAUUCACUGUUUAUUUAAGGGGUUGAUGUCAUAAAUAGGUUACUAACUAUUUUUUUCCCACAAAACACCAUUGUUUUUAAAAAACUACCAUAAAAGAAGGUAAGUAACUUGAACUUUUUGUUCACAAAUACUCUUAUUUUUCUGGUUUUAAAGAUUAUUUUUUAAUUAACAAAACUGAUGGAAUUUUAAAAAAAGCAAUGCUGUUUGUUAAAAAAAAGUGAAAACAAAUAGUUUGUAGAUGCUGUUGAAGCUCGACUGUCCCCUCUUAUCUGCAUUGAUUCAAUGUUUAAAUUCCGAAUUGUAUGUUUUCUCUUCUUUUAUUUUUGCUAAAGUCAUAUUUCUUUUUAAUGUCA
Lactuca sativa (garden lettuce) is the source of this 3444-nucleotide messenger RNA. RefSeq lists its product as uncharacterized. Gene Ontology annotation, cellular component: endoplasmic reticulum membrane. Gene Ontology annotation, biological process: GPI anchor biosynthetic process. Gene Ontology annotation, molecular function: hydrolase activity, acting on ester bonds. Lineage: Eukaryota; Viridiplantae; Streptophyta; Magnoliopsida; Asterales; Asteraceae. The record is from RefSeq and is a predicted model, not a curated record.